AUUGAAUGGUGAUCACACUGUGGCUGUAGUCAAUGUUGAUAUCCACGACGAUAGCGAUGAUGAUGACGAAACGACCAGCGGGGAAUACACCUCACGUAAUGAGACUAUUGACAAUCUAGAGCCGUUAAAUUCUGGCAAGUCGGAAGAUGGUAUGAUACCCGUUUCAAUCAGCCAGAAAGCCAAGCUCGGCCAGUCCUGUUUCUUUGGCGAGGGGUUGAAAUCCGCCCCUAUUUUGCGCGUGAAAUGGGACAACAUUUGUCGCACUAUUCAAGUCAAGGUGCCCGGGAAACGCAAACUCGAGGAGAAGGUCAUCCUCAGUGGCGUGUGUGGCGUUGCCCGCCCCGGGGAAAUGUUGGCGAUUAUGGGGCCUUCUGGAAG
Sphaeroforma arctica JP610 is the source of this 378-nucleotide messenger RNA. RefSeq lists its product as hypothetical. Lineage: Eukaryota; Ichthyosporea; Ichthyophonida. The record is from RefSeq and is a predicted model, not a curated record. The transcript has 2 exons. The annotation marks the transcript as partial.